This is a messenger RNA of Rhodotorula toruloides NP11, 1146 nucleotides long. RefSeq names its product abhydrolase domain-containing protein 12. The record is from RefSeq and is a predicted model, not a curated record. Gene Ontology annotation, cellular component: endoplasmic reticulum membrane. The transcript is spliced from 6 exons. NCBI's taxonomy places the organism in Eukaryota, Fungi, Basidiomycota, Microbotryomycetes, Sporidiobolales, Sporidiobolaceae. Gene Ontology annotation, biological process: monoacylglycerol catabolic process; phosphatidylserine catabolic process. Bases 1 to 1146 code for a protein of 381 amino acids. Gene Ontology annotation, molecular function: phosphatidylcholine lysophospholipase A1 activity; monoacylglycerol lipase activity.
AUGACGAGCAUCCUACGAAGGGCACACAGCUGGGUGAUCUGGGUCGGAGUCGCCUACAUCGCUUUCCUCGCCUCUCUCGCCUUCGAGCCAAUCCAGAACGCCUUCAUCUACCUUCACCACGUCCGCAUCCCCCUCGGCGUCGACUUCUCUCGUCCCGAAUCCGUCGGUUUCGCGCCUGGCAAGGUCCGCCCUUUCAACUUGACGACGAGCGAUGGCGUUAGGCUGGGCGCGUGGCACGUCCUUCCGCGGGAUUUGUACGAGGAGGCGGUCGAGAAGUACGGUGUGCCCGAGGAAGGCCCUUUGCCGAACGAGGUGUUUGACGCGGCGCUCAAGAGCCCGAAGCAUCCGACGGUCGUCUACAACCAUGGCAACGCCGCGACGAGGGCAGCAGGGAACCGAGUUCGCGUUGCUCGCCACAUGAGCGACAUGUACGCGAACUUCGUCAUCUACGACUAUCGUGGCUUUGCCGACUCGUCUCGUACGGCGCCGUCCGAGGAAGGCCUGUUGACGGAUGCGAGGCGCGCGUUCGACUACGUGUACAAGGACAAGGGCGUGCCAGCGAGCAGGAUUGCGGUCAUGGGACAGUCUCUCGGGACGGGAGUGAGUGCUGGAAUGGUGGCGAGGCUUGCGGAGGAAGGCAUCCACCCUCGCGCCCUCAUCCUCGUCGCGCCCUUCUCAUCCGUCGCCUCCCUGCUCGAGACCUACAAGCUCGGCAACUACAUCCCCAUCCUGUCGCCCCUUCAGCGCUUUCCUCGCCUCCUCGAAGGGCUCCUUCGCCUUCUUCGUACCCGCUUCGACACGAGGAGCGUGAUUGACUCCAUCCGCUCGCCUAUCUUGAUCCUCCACGCCCACAACGAUCCCGUCAUCCCGCUCUCGCACACCCGCACCCUCGCAGAACACCUCCUUGGCCCCCUCCUCUCGCAGCACGCCGAGUCGGACCAGAACGAGGCGCUCAAGUUGGCGAGGGGAAAGUUGGUGAAGGAGACAAAGGCGGGUGGAUGGGGAGUCGUGAGCCGUUUCGAGAGAGGCGAGGGGAAGGGAGAGGUCGUUUGGGCGGAGGCUCUGAAGGGCGCUCACAACGAGAUUGGAACCUCCGAGUACUCCGUCGAGCUGAUCAAGAGCAUGGUGCGUCCCGGAGAGCCUUGA